AUGACAGACUUUCUCACCAAGCUUCCGGCGCCGCGCAUAUCCGGAUUGGCAGUCGCCGAUUCGAGGCUGGCUGCUUACAGCCUCCCCGGAGCUUCCGCGGCGGAAGUGGCCAAGCCGAAGACACAGCACCCGAGCACAAGAACAGUUCCUCCGUACCUUCGUAGGGAUGGCUUUGUGCCGAGAUGCGAAGAAGAUUUCGGCGACGGCGGGGCCUUCCCAGAGAUCUUCGUGGCUCAGUUCCCCCUGGGAAUGGGCAAGAACGCAGGCAGCGCUCCGUCAAGCACCACCCUUUCGCUGCAAGUAGGAGCCGACGGCCGCCUCGCUUACGACAUGGCUGUACGCCACGGCUCCCAGAAGGCUGUUGUCUACACGCGGCCGGAGAGUGCUCACGGCUUGCAGUCGCAAGGCCCCGAAGCCGCGGCAGAAGCGGCAAAAGCCAGGGAGCUCCCUACCAAGGAAGAAGAAGAGAAAGAGCUCAUGCGAACCAAGCUGGCCAUAGAGAAAGAACUGGAGAAAAAGAGCAACGCUGGACGCGCGCAGCCGCAAAACAGGGAGGCUGAGUUUGUUCGCUAUACGCCGGCAAAGCUGGUUGAAGGCCACAACAGUGGCUGCGCCCAACGGCUGCUUCGUCUAGAAGAUGUUGCGGUGGACCCUCUAGACCCCCCCCGCUUCAAGCAUAAGCGCGUGCCGGCUGCCCGUUUCUCUCCUCCUCCCCCAGUGCUUCAUUCCCCCACACGGAAGCUCACGCUGCAGGACCAGCAGGACUGGAAGAUCCCGCCGUGUGUCAGCAACUGGAAAAAUCAGAAAGGAUAUACAAUUCCCCUCGACAAGCGUGUCGCUGCUGAUGGGCGCAAUCUGCAGGAUGUGUCUGUAAACGACAAGUUUGCGUCUCUAUCUGAGGCUCUGUACAUUGCAGAGCGUCAAGCCAGGGAAGAAAUUCGGCUGAGGAACGAGGUGAAGAAGCAGAAGAAAAUCAGAGAGGAAGAGCUCAGGGAGCAACAACUCAGGCAGCUUGCUGCACAAGCCAGAGCGGAACGAGCCCAGCUGCUGCAGCAGUCACGACGACCAGCAGGCGGCGACGCAGAGGAAGAGGCAGAGAGGCAGCAGAGAGAACAGGUGGCAAGGGAAAGAGAGAAAGACAUCGAGCGGGCUGUCCGUUUGGAGAAGAGCAAAGGAAAGCGCCGAGAUGAUUCACAGCGCGAUAUCAGCGAGCUUGUGGCCUUGGGAUUGCCGGUGGAUGCAAAGAAGCAGCGAACGGAUGCGAUGUUUGACAGCCGCCUUUUCAACCAGGCUGGGGGAACAGACUCUGGCUACAAGGGUGGAGAGGACGACACGUAUGCGCUGUAUGAUCGUCCGCUCUUUGCACAGCGCGGAGGCGCUGGCAUUUAUCAGUUCAGCCGCGAGCGGUUUGCGUCUUCCGUUGGGGAGGGCUCUGAGCUGGCGGCAUUUGCUGGAGCGGACAAGACGCGGUACACUCGGACAGGUCCAGUAGAAUUUGAGAAGGAUGUGUCGGAUCCGUUCGGGUUGGACAACCUCCUUUCUGAAGCUCGCAAGAAGUAG
Cyclospora cayetanensis is the source of this 1560-nucleotide messenger RNA. RefSeq names its product SNW/SKI-interacting protein A. The record is from RefSeq and is a predicted model, not a curated record. Gene Ontology annotation, biological process: mRNA splicing, via spliceosome. The transcript is spliced from 11 exons. The coding region runs from base 1 to 1560 and encodes 519 amino acids. Lineage: Eukaryota; Apicomplexa; Conoidasida; Eucoccidiorida; Eimeriidae. Gene Ontology annotation, cellular component: spliceosomal complex.